AUGGACAGUAACACUGACCGCUCAGAAGUUACUUCCGAUUCGACACGAGAUGACUCAGACGAGGUCGACAGAUCGACAACAUCGACAACCUCGGAGCAAAGCAGGGAGGGCCAGCUUCAAUCUCCGCUCCUAGAAGGAGAACAACAAUCUGUUCCCCCGACACACAGCCUCCAGGCUGACGCCACUACCUCUCAUAUCCAAAAGGAUGACCAUCAUAUAGUCAACGAUCAUGCUCCCCAAGCGUUGUUGGAUGGAGAUCGCUCUGUUCCUCUCACCUCUCUAUCGCCUAAAAUCUCCCAGUCUGACGGCAAAGUUGACACCGCCGCCCGAUCGACCGUUCGUUCUGACGAUGCACAGAUAGGCGAGUCUGCAAUCGAUCAGCUACUCAAGCGAGACGAAGAGUUGUGGUAUGAGGACGGCAAUCUCGUCCUCAUCGCGAACAAUGUCGAGUUCCGCCUCUUCAAGGGCCCACUCGUAGCACAAUCGCUUGUCUUCAAAGACAUGCUAUCGCUUCCUCAGCCGCCGUCCCUCGAUAAUCAUUCGCGUGAGCACGUCUCCGGACCUUCCUACGCCACCGUACACCUUCACGGCGACUCGCUCCCUGACCUACGCCAUUUCCUCCGAAUACUGAUAUUCUUGUCCUACAGCUUCGGCGGUCUCUCUGACCCCACUUACCACCAGCUAUCCUCCGUCAUUCGCCUCGCGCACAAAUACCAAUGCGAGAAGCUCCUGGGAAGCUGUGUCGACUAUCUGAAGCGCUUCUACCACGACAACUUCGAAGGCUGGCGGGACAGCACCACAUGCAUCACACCACCGAACUUGGAGCGCAUCCACGCCAUCGGCGUCGUCAACCUCGCCCGCCUUCUCGGCCAGGACAAGAUGCUCCCAGGGGCGCUCAUGGCCUGCUGUCUGCUCGAGACCGGAAUUGUGGACGGGUUCGAGCGCGAGGACGGCACACGCGAGACGCUGUCGAACGAGGAUCUCGCGCGGUGCAUGGUGGGGCGCGCGAAGCUGCUGGAAGCCAACGUCCAGGCGACGCUCAGGAUCCUGCACCCGGAAGUCCACGAGGACUGUAUGCGCCGCGACACGUGUGGGGAAGUGCUGCUGAAGCUGCUGAAGACGCUCGAGGAGGGGACCGUGCUGUACUCUUUCCGGUGGGACUGGACGUGGACGGCAUACGUCGAGUGGGCGGACACGAGGCGCGAGCUGUGCCCACGAUGUUUCGAGAUGUUGGGCAAGGAAGGGAGGCAGAAGGAUCAGCAUUCCGAGAUCUUCAAUAGGCUUCCGGCGAUGAUGGGGAUCGACGUUGCGCAUUGGGGCAAGACACCGGAAGAGAUUGAGGCGUUGACGCAGGUGCAGACUGAGGUGGACAACGUUAAUGCCUGA
Molecule: messenger RNA, 1386 nt
Organism: Dichomitus squalens LYAD-421 SS1
Lineage: Eukaryota; Fungi; Basidiomycota; Agaricomycetes; Polyporales; Polyporaceae
Exons: 2
Coding region: 1-1386 (461 amino acids)
Source: RefSeq, a predicted model, not a curated record